AUGGAGACACCAUCAGGGAUCAAGGAUUCAAUUCCAGCAUGGAUAAAGUUCUCGGUGCAAGCACCAGGCGAAAUUCCGUACAAUGGGAUAUAUUAUGAGCCUCCUGAAGUGGAAAAGUAUGUAUUCCAACAUCCUCAGCCAAAACGUCCCAAAUCAUUGCGUAUUUAUGAAUCACAUGUUGGCAUGAGCAGUACGUUGGUUAUUUUACAUUCAUCUCUUUUUCAUGUGAUGGUUUUGUUCAUUCGGAUGGCUAAGGAGCUGUGGAUGCAAAAGACAUACAGGAGGUUAGCCUCAGAGAUGUACUAUAAGAGGAUGGAUAGAGAUGUGGAGGAGAUUGGCCAGGAAAGUAGGCGUGAAUUGGCUCCUCAACUUGUGGAUUUUGGCAAAGAGUUGAAUUUGAAGAAAUCUGACGCACAGCAUAAAAGGUAUCACGUAACCAAUUUUUUCGCACCUAGUAGUCGCUUUGGAACUCCUGAUGAUCUCAAAUCACUUAUUGAUAGAGCACAUGAGCUUGGUUUACUUGUUCUCAUGGAUAUUGUGCACAGUCAUGCAUCAAAUAAUACCUUGGAUGGUUUAAAUCACUUUGAUGGGACAGACACUCACUAUUUUCAUGCUGGCUCACGUGGUUAUCAUUGGAUGUGGGAUUCUCGUCUUUUCAACUACGGGAAAUGGGAGGUAUGGUGCUUAGGUUUUUACUCUCAAAUGCAAGAUGGUAUCGGCUGUGGAGGAGUACAACAUUUGAUGGCUUUUAGAUUUGACUGGUGUGACAUCAAUGAUGUAUACUCAUCGUGGCUUAGCAGAUUUCGAUCUUGGGUGGUGGGUUCUUUCUCCAAGAGGAGUUAUUGGAGACUUGCUCCAGCUGACGCUCACUGGAUCGUCGACGUGGAUUCGUCGGCCCCCUCCGGUCCGGUGUCAAUACCUUCCCUUUUGGUCGUUCAAGUUAGCAUUUUACUGGGAACUACAGUCAGUGGAAUGCCAACAUUCUGCAUCCCUGUUGAAGAUGGUGGCAUUGGUUUUGAUUACCGUCUUCAAAUGGCAGUUCCUGACAAAUGGAUCGAAAUUCUCAAUUUUCUGGAUGUUUCCUUUUUAACUUGUAUGGUUACUUGUAUUGGUGAGAUAAGAGUUGUAGUAAGGCUGCUAUUACAAGAUGAGGAGUGGAGGAUGGGAGAUAUUGUGCACACGCUUACAAAUAGGAGAUGGUUAGAGAAAUGUAUUGCGUAUGCUGAAAGCCAUGAUCAAGCUCUUGUUGGUGACAAGACAAUUGCAUUCUGGUUGAUGGAUAAGGAUAUGUACGACUUUAUGGCUCUGGAUAGACCAUCUACACCUCGUAUAGAUCGGGGAAUUGCUUUACACAAAAUGAUAAGGCUAAUAACUAUGGGAUUAGGUGGAGAAGGAUAUCUCAAUUUUAUGGGAAAUGAGUUUGGUCAUCCAGAAUGGAUAGAUUUUCCAAGAGGAGAUCAACAUCUACCUAACGGGAAAGUAGUUCCUGGGAAUAACUAUAGCUACGACAAAUGCCGGCGUAGAUUUGACUUGGGAGACGCUGUUUAUUUAAGAUACCACGGAAUGCAAGAAUUUGAUCAAGCAAUGCAGCAUCUUGAGGAGAAAUAUGGUUUCAUGAUUUCAAGGCACCAAUACAUUUCACGGAAAGAUGAAGGAGACAAGAUGAUCAUUUUUGAGCGGGGAGAUUUAGUUUUUGUGUUCAAUUUCCACUGGUCUAAUAGUUAUUUCGGUUAUAGAGUUGGUUGCUUAAAACCUGGAAAGUACAAGGUUGUGCUAGAUUCUGAUGACAAACUUUUUGGCGGAUUUGGCCGAAUCAAUCCUUCUGCAGAAUACUUCAGCACUGAAGGUAAAUAUGACAAUAGGCCUCAUUCCUUCCAAGUUUAUGCCCCAAGCAGAACAGCAGUUGUGUAUGCCCUUACGGAGGACUGA
Messenger RNA from Dendrobium catenatum, 1929 nucleotides. Its product is annotated as 1,4-alpha-glucan-branching enzyme 1, chloroplastic/amyloplastic. Gene Ontology annotation, cellular component: cytoplasm. The coding region runs from base 1 to 1929 and encodes 642 amino acids. Gene Ontology annotation, molecular function: cation binding; 1,4-alpha-glucan branching enzyme activity. Lineage: Eukaryota; Viridiplantae; Streptophyta; Magnoliopsida; Asparagales; Orchidaceae. The record is from RefSeq and is a predicted model, not a curated record. The transcript is spliced from 20 exons. Gene Ontology annotation, biological process: starch metabolic process; glycogen biosynthetic process.